Molecule: messenger RNA, 291 nt
Organism: Drosophila willistoni
Lineage: Eukaryota; Metazoa; Arthropoda; Insecta; Diptera; Drosophilidae
Exons: 2
Source: RefSeq, a predicted model, not a curated record
UAUCCUUUCAUACUUUUAGUUCUUUGCUGUGUGCUGUGGUCACCGAUUCAGGCACAAUCUGAGCGUGAAUAUUGUGAGCGUAUAUAUCGGAAUUGUCUGUUUCAUACGCCUAGAUUGGGGCGAUUUGAUGAGACUAUCAAUUCAUAUAAUCGCUAUUGCGAUCGUGAGUCUCGUGGACGUUGGACUUAUGUGACGCGUUGUCAAAUGGAAAAGGCUACUUGCCUAUUGACUCUGACGCGCUGUGCUGAUAUUUCCUGCCAUAAUAUAGCUAACGUUUUGGAUUUGGUUUAA